Molecule: messenger RNA, 4534 nt
Organism: Thrips palmi
Lineage: Eukaryota; Metazoa; Arthropoda; Insecta; Thysanoptera; Thripidae
Product: broad-complex core protein isoforms 1/2/3/4/5-like
Exons: 6
Coding region: 204-1478 (424 amino acids)
Biological process (GO): regulation of transcription by RNA polymerase II
Cellular component (GO): nucleus
Molecular function (GO): protein binding
Source: RefSeq, a predicted model, not a curated record
AGAAAAUGGCACUUUUGCAUUCGCGAAACGUGUUUUUUCUCUCUACUUUCCUUUUUGCACAAGCAAAACCUGGUGAAAUGAGCGAAUGUUUGGCAAUAAUGUUUGGGAUUUCUGUGUAAUGUGCUGGAAAUGAUCACUGAGCAUCCAUAUAGUUGUCUCUGGAAAACCAUUCUUCUCGUCUAGGUUCAUUCUUCAGUCCAAUUAUGGCAGCAGAACAAUUCUGUUUGCGAUGGAACAACUUCCAGAGCAACAUUGCUUCUGCUCUUGGCAGUUUAAAAGCUGAGCAAGACUUAGUAGAUGUGACACUUACUUGUGGUGGCAGAAGUGUCAAGGCCCAUAAAGUUAUAUUAUCUGCUUGUAGCCCUUAUUUUCGGGCUGUAUUUAAGGAAAACCCAUGCCAGCAUCCUGUUGUAAUAUUAAAAGAUGUCCGAUAUGAUGACGUUCUGGCUCUGUUAAGCUUCAUGUAUCAAGGCGAAGUGUUUAUUACUCAAGAUCAACUGUCAACUUUUUUGGAGACUGCAGAGCUAUUGCAAGUACGAGGUUUGACUGGAGCAGUAAGUCCAGUAAAAGAAUCGCCACAGCAGAAAAGUGGCCAAGGGCUAGCACCACCAGCACUGAGCAACAUCCUACAGAAGACUUUCUCCAAAUCAUCUACUAUAACCCCAUCAUCUGGAGGCAGCUCAUUAAGUCGUUCAUCUUCUUUUACAACUAAACAUGGUCAUGGAUCAUCAAAGCGCCAUGCCCCUCCUUCAUCCACAAGUCCUCCAUCAGACGCACUAUCAAACAAGGAGCAAUUAUCUGCACCAUCAUCUCCACAACAUUUACCGAAGAGACGCAAAGCCACACCUCGCAGAGUCAGUACAAGCAGUCUGGCUUCCUCAGAUGCUGGAACUGAAAAUGCAAAUUCAAACUUAAGUGCACCUGACCCAUCUCGUAUAUCUGAUGAGACUUUAGCCCACCUAGAAAAUGUAACAGUAAAUAUAUCUGAAGUCAAGCAAGAGCCAGCUGAUCGAAAUUCUGACUCAGGAGCUCUUGAAAAUGACCUGGAUCACGAAGAUGAUGGCGAAGUUUACAAUGACCACGAUGAAGAUGAUGGCGAUAAUGAUGAGAGUAAGAGUGGCUUUUAUAUGGAAAUGGAUGAAAGCAACGAAGCUGGUACUUCGAGUUUAUUGGCACGAUCACUAGCUGGAGUUUCACCUCGAAGCACUGAUGGCAUUGGUGGACUUUCAGGAAAUAAUCAAACCACAGCAACUGAUCUCACAGCAAGUGGUGAUGGGUCGAAAGGGUCAUCAUUGCAGUGUGGAACGUGCCCCCAUUGUGGACAAAACUACUCCAACCUUUCUGCAUUGAAGUAUCAUGUUCGUUUAGUUCACUCUGACCUCACCAACCGUCUCUGUUGCCACCUAUGCCCCAGAUCAUUUGUUCAAAGGGAGCAAUAUCGUCAGCACAUGUGGGACAAACAUGGCACUCGUAACUAACAGUCUUCCUGUCUCAAUUUAUUUUUCACACUAAUGCAUAGAGUCCAGGGGCUCCUCAACUCCAACAAAUCAUGAGAAAUGGUGCAUGUACAAUGCAAUGCGUUAAUUAAAGUUCGGAUGAAUGUUUCAAAAAAGAAAACACUUAUUAAUAAUAAAUGUGUGCACUUUUGAACCAUGACCAUUUCCUAACAGGCUAAAUGGUCUUACUGAACAUCUGCCUUGUUUCAGAAACGAAUUCAAUCAGUUAGAAAAUGAAAAUUUAUGAGCCAAGAUCCAUCCUGAGAGUUGUGUGUUGAUCCUUUUUCUAGUUUAUAAAUACAAGAUUGAAAGGAUCAAUGUGAACAAUUGCCAAACAAAUGUACACUGUUCUCUUGUGUGUAAAUUCCGAGCACAUUCUUUGCUAAUUUUCCUGGUCUCUUUGUGAUGACAGGACUGUGCAUUAUGAGAGACUCAUUUUUAAAUGGGGUGCCAUGCUUGUCUGGGUACGUUUGUACUCCCAUUCUUGUGAUAUGCUUUUAGGUGCAGAUGUACAGAUAGUAUUACAGGGUUUAAGGAAACCUCUUUAAUAGAGUGUUAGAUGUUGUUUAAAUUUUUAUUUAAAUCUUUGUCUGAAGUAGCUCUAGGUUUAGAUGUAUCGUAAAUUAAUGUUUGAGAAUCUGUCAGUAGUGCACAAUGAAAUAGGAGAAAUGUCGAUUCUUCAGUAGGAAAAAAAUAAUUAUUGUUUGGAUGUUUGUACCUGAGGAGAUACGGAAAUGUCGUUGUGGGGCUCGUAUCAGAAAUUGAUAGUGAGAUCUUUGAGUGAUAAGAAAAGUAAUAACUAGUGGGUGUGCAUCUUCCCUUCAUUUAUCUUGUGGAAGGACAACUCACCAUCAGAAGCAGGCUGUCACUUGUUUUUGUGGUGGAGCAAAAGAGUGAAGUCAAUCUAGGAUUGUGAUAUUGUGUUGGGCUGUCGAGGUAAAUUAUGUUUUGGAAUUAAAUUUGCGCUACUGAAGUUGUCCUUGUAGUUGAUGAUUAAACUUAAGCUUUUAUAAAGCUAAAUAUGUUUUAGGUAUAGUAAUUACAGGUCAUGAAGUGGCAAUGGUUGAGCGUUUGUAAAUAUGUCCAUUGUUUUCAACUGCGUGUUUCAAGCUUGUAAUUUGCAAGUUUAAAUGAAAACAAAUUAUGUGUAGCUGACCUAUGACAUUUGGACAAGUCUAAGUUUUCAGUAAGGUACUUUUCAUUUUACUUUUCUCUGUGGUCAUCUUCACUUUGUUUAGUAUUCUUCUCUGUUCGUUUGUUUUUAAUUAAGAUAAAUAUUGUUCAGAUAUGGCAGGACCAUCAAAUAACUUGAGCAUCACUUUACAUGUAAGUGAAUGUGGGCUUUGUCUCUCAACAUUUGCAGUCAAAUGUGCGAUAUAUAUUUAUUAUUUUCAAUUUUUUGUUUUCUUAAGCAUUGCUGCUAAUACUAACAAUGUCCCUUAUUCUCUACCCUCUGCCCCCUUCCUUUUUAACUGGUUAUUUGUUAUCUUUGGUUUUGAAAUUUUUAUUGUGUUGUAUCCCUGGUGCACUUAUUUUUUUAGAAUAGCUGUUGCGAUGUGGAUACAGUUGUACAAAGGUGUUUAAUUACUUUCUAUUCUUAAACUGGGUGUUUUUGGUCAUAUUUGAGCAUUCCAGAUGAUGCACUUUUGUCAUCACUGUUUCUUUGUUGUUUAGUAAAGAACUCUUUUUUUCAUUUUUCAUCUUCCUUAAAAAGAUGAGACUUUCACGACAACAAGCUCAUUCAUACCAUGAUGUAACAGAUGCGAUUCUUGUAUAGUUUUUGUAGAACUACAGUAUUGCAUCUUUUCUUUCUUAAACUUCUUUUUUGAUGUAAAAAUUUUGAACAACAGUUGAUUUUGUUCUAAUUUGGUUCAGUUGUUUCGUAACUAAGAUUUUACUAACUGUCCAUUUUAACACAGUUUUAAAGGCAUUUUUGGAGUUAUGCGAUAGGACCUGCUACAACCUGUUUCUUGUUUAAAUUUUAUUUGAUUGUUGUCAAAAAGUUUGCAGUGUUCCUCUGAGCAAAGGUGUGUUUAUUUUUUGGGACUCUGUCCAUUUUUGCACCUUUGUACCACAUUGCAAAUUUCAGUUGUUGACCAGUACACUAAUGGGUUAUUUAUAUUUUAGAGCAGCUUGGAUCUCUGAGGGUUGCCUGGUCCCAACCUAGCAAUCAAUUAGAUUCUAUCAAAUUUGUUAAAGGUUUGAAUAGUAUUUAUUUUAAAUAAUAAUUUAUGUACAUUGUGCCAGUCGUCAUACCUUAUAUCUGUUCCUGGUUAAAAAGGAUAUCAAACUCUAUUUGUCAUCUGAAAAAAAAACCAAAGCUUUAUUCAUGUUGAUUGUGUUAUUAUUUAAUUUUUAUGUCAUGAUUUAGUAAGUUGUUUUUAAUCCUAAUUUUAAUUGAGGGUUUCAUAGUGUAGGAAAUCAUGUGCUCGGCAAAGCUCUCUACUUGACACCUGUAGUAAGUUUGAUGGGACCAAAAAUCUGCUGUUUAGUGAAAAUUGUCUGAUGCAAGGGAGGAACUAGUUUGGUAUCUUCUCAUGUUUUGACUAUCACCCAGACUUUUAUAAAGGCUCAAUGAAAUGCAUAAUGGAUAUUUAUCAUUUGUAAUUGGAUCUAUAAUUCAUCUCUUAGUGCAGAUUUUUAAAAAUUCGUCCUGUGUUACUUUAGUAUCCUGCUGUAGAUAGAAAAGGGAAAGAAACUUUUGUGAGAAUGGCUACAAUUCCUCUUACCAGGCAACUUCCUGAAGUAAUUGAAGAUCUUUGUAUCUUAUAUUUAAAACGACUGCAGGACCCACCCGAAUUAAUAACCCAACCUGCUGACACACUUAGCACUCGUUCUAAAAUUGGCGGCUGGUAGUUUAUUGCAUGUUCAGGAAUGAUGUACCCACUUGUACCAUAAGAUUAUUUAUGGUUGCCCUCAAUGCAAGUGGCUCCUUGCAUUGAAGUGAUGUGAUUGUAUUGAGUUGUGAUUUGGUAUUUGCUGUGUUGAUGCAGAAGAGAGCAGUAUUCCACGUUAAAUAAAUGAUAUUUAGAAUUAAA